This is a messenger RNA of Lodderomyces oxycetoniae, 735 nucleotides long. RefSeq lists its product as uncharacterized. The record is from RefSeq and is a predicted model, not a curated record. Gene Ontology annotation, molecular function: pyridoxal phosphate binding. Lineage: Eukaryota; Fungi; Ascomycota; Pichiomycetes; Serinales; Debaryomycetaceae. The coding region runs from base 1 to 735 and encodes 244 amino acids. The transcript has a single exon. Gene Ontology annotation, cellular component: intracellular anatomical structure.
AUGUCUAAUAAUUAUCCACAAGCCACUGAAAGUCGGGCUCGUGAGUUGGCUGAGAAUUAUAAUGCAAUCCUAUCCAAAGUUGAUAAGCUAAACCCUAGUGUUCGGUUGGUUGCUGUAUCAAAGUUUAAACCAUCAUCCGAUAUAAUGGCUUUGUAUUCCAUUGGUGUACGUCAUUUUGGUGAAAACUAUGUGCAAGAACUUGUUGCAAAGUCUCAGGAGUUACCCAAGGACAUUUGCUGGCAUUUCAUUGGUGCACUACAACUGGGGAAAGCAAAGGAUUUGAGUAAUAAAGUUGCAAACUUGUAUGCAGUUGAAACCGUUGAUAGCUUGAAAAAAUGUAAGCAAUUGAACAAUGCGAGAGCAAGAAAUGACGGCGAAGUGAUCAAUGUCUAUUUGCAAGUAAACACUUCUGGCGAAGAGCAGAAAUCAGGUUUCACAAGUGAGGAGGAUAUGCAAGAAACAAUUGAGUACUUGACCAAUGAUCCGGAGUCCACAAAGUUGAAAUUCCAAGGGUUGAUGACAAUCGGGUCUUUUGCCGAGUCUACAAGCGGUGAAGAGAAUCACGAUUUUAAAAAAUUGCAAGAAUUUAAGGAGAAACUAGAUAAAAAGUAUGACUUGGAUCUUCACUUGAGUAUGGGAAUGAGUAACGACUUUGAGCAGGCUAUCAAACAAGGUAGUACCAGCGUCAGAGUCGGAUCCUUAAUAUUUGGAGCAAGACCAAAGAAAGAAACGUAA